AUGGCGGCCGCUAAAGACAUAUUCAGAGGGGAGAUAUACAACUGUAGGCACAGUAACUCCUUCUACAAAUUACAACGAAUUGUUGCGUACAUGCUGCGGUUCUGUUAUAAGUCUAAUAGAGCGCCAACGAAGGCGCUAUGUCUGGAGGAGCUAAGCCAGGCACGCAUUAUUAUCCUGCGCACGAUUCAGCAAAUCGAAUUUAACGCAGAGCGUAACCAGCUCAAACGGUACAAAACAGUGGACAAAAAGAGUUCUCUUGUAUCAUUGGCUCCCAUCGUUGGAUCUGAUGGGUUAAUUCGAGUAGGAGGCAGACUCGAACAUUCAAACCUAUCCGAAGACGCAAAACAUCCAGUUCUGCUCCCCUACAAUGACACAAUUGUAAAAAUGAUCUUAAGAGAACUACAUGAGACCAACAUGCAUUGCGGUGCCCAAGCCUUGCGCGCCAUUGCUAGGCAACAGUAUUGGAUCAUCAAUGACAAAACAAUGGCAAGAAGCAUUGUACAUAACUGCGUGCGAUGUACCAGAGUCAAGCCCAAAUUAAUGAGUCAAAUCAUGGGAAAUCUACCGAGCGAGAGAGUCACACAGGCUCGGCCCUUCUUUAACUCUGGAGUAGAUUACUGCGGCCCCAUAUGGAUUCAUCACAAGAUUCGAGGAAAACGUCCCGACAAGGCCUAUAUCGCAGUGUUCUGUUGCUUCGCCACGAAAGCAAUUCAUUUGGAGUUGGUAAGCGACCUCACAACAGACGCCUUUUUGGCCGCUCUCCGCCGGUUUCUUGGACGUCGAGGGAAGUGCCAGACAAUCCAUUGCGAUAAUGCAACAAAUUUUAUUGGAGCCAACAAUAAAUUAAAAGAGCUCGAAACCAGCAUCUUCUCAACCAAUGCGCAGGACUCCAUAGUUCAGCAUUGCAACAAAAGAGAAAUAAACUUCAAAUUCAUUCCCCCACGAGCACCAUCCUUCGGUGGCCUAUGGGAAGCUGCGGUGAAAUCCGCAAAACGGCUGCUAGUAUCAAUUACAGCCACGGCGUCUUUGACGUUUGAAGAACUCAACACUGUGGUCGUUGAAGUUGAAGCGAUCCUCAAUUCACGGCCGAUUACUCCCAUGUCAUCAGACCCCACUGACGAAUCAGCUUUAACGCCAGGACACUUCCUGAUUGGAGAACCACUAACUGCUCCUCCUGAUACCAACAUCAUUCCGGGCGGCAAACCAUUAGUAAAAAGAUGGGAACUGGUAUCACGACUGAAGCACGCCUUUUGGAAACAAUGGUCAUGUGAGCAAGAUGUCACCUGCAAGAACUUCAGAAUCGACACAAAUGGAAGCAUGCAUCUCCGAAUAUUAAAGAGGGAUUGUUAG
Messenger RNA from Drosophila ananassae, 1350 nucleotides. RefSeq lists its product as uncharacterized. Gene Ontology annotation, biological process: DNA integration. Bases 1 to 1350 code for a protein of 449 amino acids. The record is from RefSeq and is a predicted model, not a curated record. NCBI's taxonomy places the organism in Eukaryota, Metazoa, Arthropoda, Insecta, Diptera, Drosophilidae. The transcript has a single exon. Gene Ontology annotation, molecular function: nucleic acid binding.